Malaclemys terrapin pileata is the source of this 7697-nucleotide messenger RNA. It is a transcript of the gene SLC24A2, whose product is annotated as solute carrier family 24 member 2. Bases 423 to 2459 code for a protein of 678 amino acids. Gene Ontology annotation, cellular component: membrane. Gene Ontology annotation, biological process: long-term synaptic depression; calcium ion transmembrane transport; long-term synaptic potentiation. The record is from RefSeq and is a predicted model, not a curated record. The transcript is spliced from 12 exons. Gene Ontology annotation, molecular function: calcium, potassium:sodium antiporter activity; calcium channel activity. NCBI's taxonomy places the organism in Eukaryota, Metazoa, Chordata, Testudines, Emydidae.
CGGAGCAGGGUGGAGAAAGGGCCGGCAGUGGAUGCUGGGCAGCUGGCACAGGUCAGUCUCACCCGGAGCUCAGCCUCUCACUUGGCCGGGUAAGAGGCGGCGGCCGGCUGACAGCAGCAUCCUGCACCAACUACUCCCUUGUUUGCCCAUCACUUCCAGCAGGGGAGGGGACCGGUCCCGGCUUGUAACACCGGCGGCGCCGUGCGGGCUUCACUCAUGCAAACCACCUUCUGCCCCAGCCCGGCGAGGGAGAGCGCCGCACCCCGCAUGAAUGACGAAUAUACUUCAUCUGAAGCAUAAAAGUACUCGAUUCUGGAAAAACACGUGAAAGCACCUUUAGCAUUAAAAUCAGGAAGAAGUAUGAAAGAACAGUCUGUCUGAUACUGAAUUUCUGGGCCACAACAUCUCGCAGAGAACAAAAAAUGUCUCUCUCUAAAAACAUUGCUGCUACUAUCCUUGAAGAAUGGUGUUUGGAGGAACCACUGUUUAGGUGUAGGAGACAUCAGAAUGUCAGGAAAAAACUAAGACUGAUACGAAUAAUAGGUCUUUUCAUGAGCAUAAUGGCCAUUAGCACUUUCUCUCUUUCAAUUAGUGCCUUUUUCAAGAUGGAGCCACAUAGCACAGAGAUGACCAGUAGUCUAGGUAGCCAAAAGUCAAUGCAUGGGCAUCAAAGAACUCUGUUGGACGUCAAGGAACAGAAUCAAAAUGGCACUCCAGAUUCACCUAUUUCUAUGAAAUAUGAAACUGAACACAAUAAUGCAACAGAAGAACACUCCAAGGGAGAGUACCCAAAAGACCUUUUUUCUCUUGCGGAAAGAAGAAGGGGGGCAGUAAUCCUCCAUAUCAUGGGAAUGAUUUAUAUGUUCAUAGCCUUAGCCAUAGUCUGUGAUGAGUUCUUUGUUCCUUCAUUGACUGUCAUCACUGAGAAGCUAGCCAUAUCUGAUGACGUGGCUGGGGCAACAUUCAUGGCUGCUGGUGGUUCAGCUCCAGAACUCUUCACAUCUUUGAUAGGAGUCUUUAUAUCUCACAGUAAUGUUGGUAUUGGAACAAUAGUAGGAUCUGCAGUAUUCAAUAUCCUGUUUGUUAUUGGAAUGUGUGCUUUAUUUUCUAGAGAGAUCUUGAACCUUACCUGGUGGCCGCUCUUUAGGGAUGUGUCCUUUUAUAUCAUGGACUUGAUCUUGCUAAUAAUCUUUUUUUUGGAUAAUUUAAUCAUGUGGUGGGAGAGCUUAACACUACUGAUAGCUUAUUUUUGUUAUGUGACUUUCAUGAAAUUCAACGUUCAAGUAGAAGAAUGUGUGAAAAAAAUUUUAAACAGGAACAAAGUUGAGAAGGUAACAACGGCAGAUUCUGAACAAAAGCCACCUAAUGCUGGGGACAAGGAUGACCAAACACUGACGACCAAGCCACGUCUCCAGCGAGGCGGGAGCUCUGCAUCUCUCCACAACAGUCUAAUGAGAAACAGCAUCUUUCAGCUUAUGAUUCACACACUCGACCCACUUGCCGAAGAGCUUGGAUCAUAUGGAAAACUAAAAUAUUAUGACACAAUGACUGAAGAAGGAAAGUUCAAAGAGAAGGCCUCAAUUCUUCAUAAAAUUGCCAAAAAGAAGUGCCAGGUGGAAGACAGUGAAAGACGGAAUGGGGCUGCUAAUCAUGCUGAAAAAAUUGAACUCCCAAAUACUACAAAAGUGGAAGUUGAAGUAACACCACCAAAUGAUGGUUCAGGACCAGUGCAAAAUGGAAACAUUGCCCAUGGAAUUGAAGAGAAUUCAGAAGACGAUGAUGAAGAGCAGCCUCUCAGCCUGGCCUGGCCUGACACCCUACGCAAACAGCUCAUGUAUCUUGCUGUUUUCCCCAUUGUUUUUCCAUUGUGGAUUACCCUGCCAGAUGUCCGAAAGCCUCCCACCUGCUUCUCAAUCUCAGAUCUUGGACUCUAUCAAGAAACAUGCACAGAAUCCUCCAGGAAAUUUUUUCCUGUCACAUUCUUUGGAGCAAUCACUUGGAUAGCAGUUUUUUCUUAUUUAAUGGUCUGGUGGGCACACCAGGUUGGCGAGACCAUUGGCAUUAGUGAAGAAAUCAUGGGAUUGACUAUGUUAGCUGCAGGAACCUCUAUUCCUGAUCUAAUUACCAGUGUUAUUGUGGCACGAAAAGGCCUAGGUGAUAUGGCAGUAUCCAGCUCUGUUGGAAGCAACAUCUUUGACAUCACAGUGGGUCUUCCCCUUCCGUGGCUCCUGUACGCUGCAAUUAACGGCUUCACCCCGGUGAUUGUCAGCAGCAAUGGAUUGUUCUGUGCUAUCGUCCUCCUCUUCAUCAUGCUACUCUUUGUCAUCCUCUCCAUUGCGCUCUGCAAGUGGAGGAUGAAUAAAUUCUUGGGCUUCACCAUGUUUGGUCUCUAUUUCAUAUUCCUAGUCAUCAGUGUCCUUCUGGAGGACAAAGUGAUCUUGUGUCCCGUCUCCAUCUAGUAGGAAGUGCCAUUUCUCGAACAAAACAAAUAUCUGCAAUGGACAGCAUCCCCUGAGAAUAAACAGUGGAUCCACAACCCUUACAAAAAUAAAUACAUAAAGAAGAUAAAAAGGGCUGGAUUUGAAGUGGAAAAAGUAUUCAGCUGAUGCAUUUGCUGCUGAACAAAACAGUUACACGUAAGAGGUGAGAUCAGCUACCUUUAGGCUUCUUUGCAUGUCACUUGGAAGAUCUCACUGUUCACUGGCAGAGGUCCUGUAUGUGUGUUAUAACAAUGCAAGUUCUUAUAUAUACUACACAUAUGCUAUGUUUCCCUGUAUCUCUUUCUCUAUAUUAAUAUAUGCCUACAUGCGGAAACAAAGAAUAAUAGAUACAUACAGGUAUAACCUUGCAAGGAGAAUGCUAGUAUCCAUUUCGGGGAAGCACAAACCUCUAGUUGGGGAUUUAUGUAGUUACCUGUUGAAUGUAUCAGUGGAAGAUGUUAGCCAACAGCAUCUGCAUGAGUAACAGACAGAAAAGGACUCACACGUCGCCUCAUUCAGAUGGACUCAUAUGCUGUGAGCUUGCACACAUUUUGGACAUCCACAUUGUGGACCUUUAGAAGCCCUUGGCGAAGUGAACAUGAUGUUUCAAUAGAAUCCUGCUAAACUCUGCAGCGUCCAAACACUCUGGCUCUAGCACUGAUGGUGAACUGUAGGCUGACUCAUGAUAGUCAAAGGUGAAACCCAAACUGUGGAUUUGUGGCCUCUUCUAGCAUCAUCCCAGCAUGCAAGUAGAAAACACGACUACUAAGUGAAUUCACUACUUUUCUAUAGUGCAGCAAUACUAUAAAUAGUACCAAUGUCUUUCUGAUGCUAUUACCACUAUAGGCUUGCCUUUUCAUAUAAGAAAGAAGGCUGGAUUUGUUUGUGUGUAGUAUUUCAUAUAAAAUUUAGAUGCAGCUGCAUGAUGGGAAGCUGCCUACUUGCUGAAGUGAAUAUCCUUUUAUAGACUAUUUUCCACCAUUAUUUGCCGUGAAUAAGUCCUUCGCUGUUGCAUACUUUCUUAUCAGCUUUGGGGCAGAUCCUCAGCUGAUGUAAAUUGUCACAGCUCCAUAAUGAAGUUAUGACAAUUUAUUCCAGCUGAGGGCCUGCCCCUGUAAAUCUGAGAACUUAGCAAGGGGGAUCUAACAAUUGUAAUAUGGAGGGGUUGCAGGUUGAAACACAGGCAGGAAUCUUCUAGAGUUGCUGAAGUGUUAGCAUGUGUUAAUUAUGGAGGUCUAAGGGGCCCCAUGAAAGAAGAGAGCCCAUUCCUGCUCAGAUUGAAGUCAUGAGAGGAGAAGCAGGUCCAAAAUUAGAACAAAAAAGGACCAGGAAAGAGAGAGAAAUCACUGUUCCUACAGAAAAAGAUUUUACAUUUCCUAUAGUUGGAUAUAAAAUGGGACACUUGAAACCUGAGUAAAAAUUAUUGGAGGUAAUGCCUGUUUGUUUUUUCAAGGUCUGUGUUUGGUUAGAGUUCAUGCAAUUUCAUUGUAUAUCUGUUUUCCAGAAGUGACCCAUUUCAGAGUUGUUUCUGGUUUAAAUCCCACCUGCAGUGGAAAUAUUAUGCCAGGACUAUAAACAGAGGGUUCAGCACAUUUUGGUUUGUUGAUUGUUCUGAUGUUAUGGCUGUGCUUUUCUUUCUAUAUCCCAUGCUUUCAGCACCUUUGCCCCUCAUUGUAUUCCUUGUAUGUAUGUUUAUAUCUCUACAUAACUAUAUCUGCUUAGAGCAUAAAAAUGAAGUAAACAGUAGAUCAAACAGUAAGAAAUAUAUAUUUAUAACAAAAAGAAAAAAGUAUAUAUUAUUAAAGUUAAGAUAUUAAUGAACAAAGGCAAGAAAAUUAGGAGUUACAGUUACUACAGAGUCUGCUACUCACUUCUUGUGCCUAGGAUUUAAAAUACCUAGGUACAGAAUUGCAUACAAAGCCAGAUUCUGCUCUUAAUUACACACCUGCAGUUCCCUUUGCAUUUUUAGUGGCACUUGUACCUGUGUAACUGUGAGCAGAAGUUUGCCCGGUGUGUUUCAUAUCCCCUAUUGCUCUGAAAUCCCCUUAUCUGGGCUGCAAUCCUACCUACAGUGGUGCCACUGCCACCACUCACUAUUUUUUUACAUGGAUACAGUCCUGUGGAAAAGCAGGUGUACAUACUUAUAGUGACCUCAGCAGAAAGCAAUAGAAGUCCUGUGAGGAAAAAAUGCAGGGCCCAAAUUCUGAACUCAGUUACACCAAUAAAAUCCCAUUGAUCUCAGAGGGUUUUCACAGCUAUAAGUGAGGGUAGAAUUGGCCCCAACUCUUGUGUGUAUCCCGAGGGAACCACCAAAUCCUGUGUGAUAUCUUAGAUGACAAUACUCACAGUAGCUUUAUCAAACAAAAACAAAGUUUUCAAGUGGCCCCCUAGAGCUUUUUCCCUUAGAUGAGAGGAAUAAAAAGAGCUGGUGACCACAAAGAAUAUGUGCAGGACUUUGUGAGUGUGUUGAACCUUUAAGUGAGGUGUAUGUGUAAUCAUACACAAUAUACUGAGAUGCACAAACUCACAAGAGGACACGCAUUUUGCUGAAGUUACAAUAAAUAUCUGAAUAGUACCAGAAACAUAUAGCAAGGUGCACUGUGAUGAAAAGUCUCUUCUGCAGUGCUAUGAAACAACUCACGAGACUGUACUUUAAAGCAGACACAUUAUGUUUCAAAUGAGAUUUAAAAUCUUCUUACACUGGAAUAGGUGAGUCACUCCUUCAAGUGAUAUUCUUUCUCUGUUAGAAAAUGACAUUGACCUUGAAUUGCUGGCCCAGGUGGACAUACCCGAGGUUCAAUGUCUGACAUUUCUGGAAAAGCCUAACAGUUUCCUGCAGCUGUUUUUCCCCUUUACCCAGGAGGUCUUGGUGCAGGCACAACACUGAAAGGAGAAAUUCAGGGAGGUAGAAAGAAGGGAGACGAGAAAUCUGACAAAAAAUAAUACAUUUUUAAUUCAAAAGAAAGUUAGAAUUGACCAGUAUAAUUAAACAAACUAGUGAAAUAUAUUUAUUCAUGCUGAUCUUCCAAGCAUUGCUUAUUUCACAUAUAUGCAGAUUAGGGUAUAUGUCAAAUGUUUGCACAGCCACAUGAGACAUAAAUAGGAUCAGGCAGUCAAAACUAACAGAAAAACUAGCAAGCAAGCAGUAGCUUCAUAGGUAAAUGUAAUGUAAUGAUGGAUUGCUAUUUAGUAGGAGAUUAUCUUUCAGGCAUGGCACAGAAAUCAUUUUAUAAAGACCGGAAGUAUUUAAUGUUCAGCUAGUUCUAUACCAAGUGACCAACAGAGCAGGCUUACAAAGGCAUUUGCUGUUUAGUUUAAAAAAAAAAAGUUCAAACACACCAGUUUGACAUUUAAAACAAUAAAGCACACAAACCAAAUUUUGAUCUCCGUUCAGUGCACUAAAGCUCUGAGUGUAGUUACUCCACAUUUAGACUAGUGCACCUACCAUAAGAAUCUGUUCCACACUCAGAAGGGGAAAAGCCACCAUUCCUAUUUACAUCUGUAACAGGAGUUGCAAUAGGAGAGCUGUGACGUGCUCUGGAGAGUGAAGUCAUUAGCAGCUGAAUAUGAUACAACAUUGUGGCAUGGUAGAGAAAGAACAAUAAUUUUUUCAAGAUGGUAUUCAGUGAAAAUGUUUCAAUCCAAUGGUCACAUAGACAAUUCUAAGGACAAUUUUUGAGUAGGCCUAGUGACUGGUAUACUGUAACUGCGUUUGUAUGCUGUGUUUAAAAUAUCUGACUCAUUCUUUCCCUUUCAAGGAAGUUGGUGGCAUUAGAUUGCCUCCAACACAUUCAUUUUGGAAGGUAUUAAAAGUGAUUCCCUGCCCCGCCCCAAGAAUAACAAAAUUUGCAGCUUCUGCUGCCUUGUGUCUAUCAGGCAAAUCCUUAUUCAAAUGAUAAUGCAAAUUUGCAUAGCUCCACUAACUUCAGUGGAACUAUGCCAGUUUCUAUCAUUUGAGGAUCUGGCCCCAUAUUUGCAAAAUUCUAUUUAUGGCCUACAAGUGUUUGCUAGUUACAGGAAAACACCAGUUGUGGAGACCACUGUGCUGGGAACUUUGGGGUAGGUAAUUUGGAUGCAUGGAACUGUGGUGCUUGGAGAUACUGCAGUGUCGACAUGCAAAAAUCUUUGCAGGAACAAACAGUUCAGGUAACAUUCACUGUAGCAUUUUACUAUGAGCCAGUUUAGUUUCCAAAUGCAGAUAGUCCUUCUGUGUCUAUGUGCCUGUCUGUAUUCUGCUUGUUUGUUCAAUUGAUUUCACUGUCUACAUAUUCCUAGAGCAUAAAAUUAAAAUACACUGGUGACACAAGUUAUUCAGAUGCUUAUCAAGAGAUCAUAUGUAAUAUCUGUUAUGGUAAUGCACCUUCCAUGUAGUGUCCAUAACAUACUCUGAAGAAUUUUGUGGUCACUAUACUUACAUUAUUGUUAUCACUAUAUGUGAAGAUCUACCAGAAAAUAAGUUACAUAUAUGAUUACCCUGAAUUCUAUAAAGAUCUGAAGUACCUAGAAAUCUUUUUUAAAUGGGAUAUUUUUAUGCAGCUAUCAUUUUGUCCACUGUAUCUUUCAAGAAAUAUGGCUGCUGAACAAUGAUACUACAAAAUGGCAUCAUGUCAUUCCAUAUUUAUUGUGGCUCAUUGAUUCUAUAUCAUGUUUAUUUUCUAACUGUCAGCCCUAAAACUCAGCCUGGGAUCUGAGAUUCAAGCUUAAAGUUCUUUCUUUCUCAUACAUCAUCACCUGUAAUGAAGUUUCUGCAGGCCAAAUUAGGCUUUCAGUGACAUUUAGGCAACCACAUUGCCUUCAGUAAUGUUACAUUACAGAUUGGAUUGGAAUGUAGUAAACACUUGUUGAUGCACAGAAAGGAAUAGAAUCCAACUCACUCAUUAAUAACUGUAUUGGUUGUGCAAGGCUAAUGGGAGUAGAAAAAAAAAUGUAAGUACCUUGGAGCUCUGACUUCAUGGAGGUCCAUUAAUAUGCUGUUUGAUAUUAGAAAUAAACAGGCUGGUACAAAUUUUGUUCCAUGACACCCAUACUGAAAUCAAUGGGGACGCAAAGGUGUAAAUGAGAGCAGAAUUGGACCUAAUCGAUGUAACAAAAAAGAUAAAAUAUUUAUUUGACUAUUGUUAUUUUGGGUGAUAUUUAUUUUAUGAAAUGCUGUUUAUUCAUAUAAACAUUGCGGAAAAAAAUUAACAAGGAAUUGGGAAAGACUGAGAUCAACUUGUU